AUGUCAUUCCUGCAAAUCACUCGUGCUCCUAAGAAGGCUCAGGCUCCUCCUCCAUCUUCCAAGCCCGCCAAAUCCGGUGGUGGCAAGCAGAAGAAGAAGAAGUGGAGCAAGGGAAAGCAAAAGGAGAAGGUCAACAAUAUGGUUUUGUUCGAUAAGGGUACUUACGACAAGCUUAUCACUGAAGCACCCAAGUAUAAGCUUAUCACCCCUUCCGUCCUCUCCGACCGUUUGAGGAUAAGUGGAUCCCUUGCCAGGAAGGCAAUUAGGGAAUUGAUGGCUAAAGGGUUGAUCAGGAUGGUGUCAGCUCAUGCUAGCCAGCAGAUUUACACCAGGGCUACCAACACCUAAGCCUUGAGAUUUAGACUUUGUUGUUUAAUUAGCUUCAGUUUGUUUGAAACAUUUUGUCAAGACAUAAUUUGUGUUAUGAGUUGAAGAUUUUUGAC
Molecule: messenger RNA, 443 nt
Organism: Lycium ferocissimum
Lineage: Eukaryota; Viridiplantae; Streptophyta; Magnoliopsida; Solanales; Solanaceae
Product: small ribosomal subunit protein eS25-like
Exons: 4
Coding region: 1-348 (115 amino acids)
Cellular component (GO): cytosolic small ribosomal subunit
Molecular function (GO): structural constituent of ribosome
Source: RefSeq, a predicted model, not a curated record